UUUCCAGCCGGCGGCGUUUGGCCGGUGCACGGCGGCGGCGGGAGAUCUGCAAAGGCGGCGGGAGCGGCUCCAGGCGUCGCAAUGUCAGUUAAGAGAGCAUUAAAGUUGGACACUGUUAAAAAAGAUAAUCCAUCUGAUGCAACACCUUUGAAGACCAAAAAGAAGAAUCUAAACUCUUACUCACCGACAACAGGAACAUGCCAAAUGAGUCCAUUUUCAUCUCCCCUGAGUCAUAAUGCACAAAAUCUCAGAAAUCACCCAUCAAAUGGCAAUGGAACUGAGCAGAACGAUUCAGAAAGCGGAUUAUCCAGAAGAGGGCAGCCUCGAACAGAGGAGGAUGCGUUCAUGGAAUUGCAGUCCAAAGUGAAAAGUUCAUUGGUUAGAAUUCUGAAAAUAAGAGCAAAUCUGACAAGCCUACAGGCUUUAGAGGGCAGUAGAGAGCUUGAAAAUAUUGUUGGUGUCUCAGACUUGUCUUGCAUCUUGAGUGCUGAAGUGCAGAAAACCCAAGUGCUAAUGAGUCAAGCAGAAGAACUGCAGCUGUUGAAAAGAAACCAUGGAAAACUUCCUGCCCGAGAGUAUGUUCAGACUGCCAGUAGCUCUGCAUUCCUCAGGUCGCUCCUUGACUCAGGAACAGCAAUUCAGCUGUAACACACAUAAAGAAAGCAAGAAAAUUUGUGUGCUCGAGGUUAUACCUUCAUAAACGCCCCAAUGGCCAUUGCCCUGCGGUUCUCCAGGGAGGCUGCCUGCUGCAGCCCUGCUGUGCUACUGACAGCAGGGCCCUUCGCCGCCGGGCGCCGGCCUGGCUUUCCUGCAAAGCUGCUGCCUGCACCCUUCUUCACUGCACUACUCUUUGUUCCAGCAUCGUAAGGAAAAGCCGUUAGCCGCUGACCUUGUCUAUCACCAUAUAUUACUGUGCAUGAGAAAACUCAUUGGUCAUAUGUUUCAUAAAGUCUCUGAAGAUGAGAGUAUCUGCAGAUUGUAUCAUUCCCUGUAUAGUGUGAGAACAUCUCUCCUGUGGAAAGUUAACGUAGUCUAAGUCUUGUAAUUGAGGAAGAUGGAAAAGUAGAUCUACAGAUCUUACAAACUGUGUAACUGAGUGAGUGCAGGGGUGAGCGCAGACAUAUGCAUUUUGCUUAGUGAAGGUUAAAUUUUAUUUUGUAGUAGCAAAAAAAAAAAGCGCAUUAAAGUCCAGUUUGUUUGCAAGCUGAUGUUACCCUACUACUUAUUAGCUGCUUAUGCCAGAGAUUCUUUCUGCUCCUUACUCCUUCCACACCAACUACCGCACCAAAGGCAGAGUAAUCGAGGGACAGAAAGCAGUGCGGGAGAGCAGAGCUCCAUCAUGUUCAGCAGCUCACUUUCUCCACUCAGUGUAAUUUCUGGGUCCUACAGAAUGCAGAGUGACCUUUCAAUGGUGCAAUAAUCAAAGUCUUACACUGGCUUGUUAGCUUGACCUAAACUCAUGCUGACAACUACAAGGCUUCAAUUUGGAAUUAGCUCGGAGAGCACUCAUGUCGCUCCUAUUAGUUUAUGUCCAUGUGUAUUAUUGUCUAAUCAGUGAAUGCUGGGUUGCACCUUCUGUCCAAAAAGAGACACAUUUAUUUUUCUGGUUCUCACUAUCCCUUCCCAAGUGUGACCAAUACUGCAAAGCCCUUUGCUUACUUAUUGUUUAAAAAAACUAUAGUUGUGACAGCUAAAUAAUCUUUUAGCAAUUAUUUCUCAUUUUUUUUCUACAGAUAAAACCUAUAGCAUUUCCUUAAAACAUCCUAAAACACUACUGCAGCUCAAGGGAGACUCCUCUGCUGCUCUGCAUUGCCUUAGGACAUAUGGGGGUGUAUUUUUUAUGCAGUGAGGCUAGUACUGGACAUAGGCCAGACAUAUAAUGCUGAACAGAUCACAUGAAUGAUGAUGCUGUUGUCUAAUUGCUAUUUAUUUUAGUCAUUCCUUAUCUCCGCACAGGCAUUAUGUGAAAAAUGCAUUCCACAUCAACCCAAAGUUCUACAUCUGCUUGACUGUACUUAAAAGGAGAGAAGAAAUGACUGUAAACCUAUCUCCCCAGCAAAUACCAGUUUGGGAGUGCACGUUGCACUAGGCAGGUGCACAUCUAGAUAAAAUUUCUGGCAUCUAUUUAAACUUAACAAUGUGCACAACCAGAUCAUCUCAAUGUAAAUAAUACAUCAUGGUUGGUUUAUGCAAGCGUGCAUACAAAAUGCUGAUUUAGGUUUGCUGCUGCAUGGAAGACAAACUAUAUUUUCUGUAUGUUCUUACUGCAAAUACACAAUUAUGCUGCCUUGGUUUGUUUUGUUUAAAAAAAAAAAAAAACCACAAAACACAACAACAAAGGCAAUAUACCCCCUCCCUCCAAGAAGCAGGUGAGAAGAACCUAUGUUACAAGACGACAGUUGGCUGCCAGGCCUCCAGUGGGAACUAGUUCCUCCUGCCAGGGCGGGGGGUUGCAUGUGCCCACUCAGUUCAUCACUUCCUCCCCCCAAAAGCUAGCAAAACCCAACAGAAGUGAAUGCAUAAUCUCAUUUUGCCACAGCUGGCCUAAAAAUCAUGACUUUUUCUAAUGAUGAUUGGGCUCAAAAGCUAGAGGAGGCAGUAUUCUGAAGGAAUUUGAGUGCUGAACGCGUUGAAGUUGUUUACAGCCGAGCCCUACCCCGCGUGCGGCUGUAUUAGAGAUGUUAUUUGUCAUCUACGCCACUGUUCCCUCUAACGCCAACCCAAGACACACCAUACCAAGGUACUGGCUUCAAGCCCACGGUGUUAAAACUCUUGGCUCUAAUAACAUUUGCUUUUUAGGUCAACGUUUUAGCUUAGCUUUGGUAUUUAACGAUGUAUGAGGAGACUUGUUAUAAAACAGUUCCUUCUCUUUUUCCUUAACCUCAAAACCACCUCUCCAGCCUAGCGAAUAGUCUCAAAUCACUGAGUAGGGCAGCUGCUCUCACAUCAGAAGAGUGCAGUAGAAUGAUUAUUUUUUUCAGAAAGUUCAACAUAACUGCACACAACUGAAUGUCCUUUCUACUCCUGCAAAGUUCUGUUAGACAAACUGAUUUUAACAACUAAAACCCUGAGAACCGAAAUGAUAAAUGCAUCCCCAGUUGUGGUUAAACAUGUAUGUGCUCAUAAUUUUAAUAAAUUGAUCAAAAUGGUUUUGCACUUUAAUACCUGUGCAGUUGGACUGAAAAAGAUGUCAGUAAUUGUUUGCAGAGAAGCGUGUAGGUUACUCUGUUUAUCUUCUACUCCAUUCUCAGUUAAGCUUUCUGUGCUGUUGGUUUGUUAUUGUAUGUACAACAUUCAGCAGCUGAGUGCUUUGUAUGACAAGGGAAGGUGAGCCUGAACCAGCAAUAGUUUAUAUAACCUGAUUGUAACCUCUGCAGCUGGAAAUUAAACAGUUAUUGAUCUGAAAAGUCUGUAAAUGAACUGUAUGCCGGUCUAAAUCAAGCCAUUCUGCAUAGUCUUAAAAGCACAAAAUAAAAGUUGUAUGAAAAUGACAGUAAAGGUGAUGCUGGAUGACAGCGAGUUACAGCAGGAACUUACACCGUGGCAUUCAUUACAUACCAUGAAAUUUGGUAUUUAAAUCCGUUUUUAGGGCAAUACAAAGGUAUAUACCAAGAUUCCUCAUGCAUGCCUUGGCUACUUAAGCAGUUACUGUUUCUUUUACCUCCUGCUGUACCAGGCUGUUGCCUUUCAGGAACAGCUGGGUCUGUGAAGACCCAUCUCCAGUGCCACACCAGGUGGAUCAUGCGACUCUCACUUUAUCACCCCUGGAGACCAGCUCAGGGACAAAGAUGAGAGAGACACUCAGAACUGAUGUUUUUGUAUAGGGGAAGGUUGCCCCAUCAUCUCCUGAUGAAUACAAGAACAGGCUAGUUAGAACCUGAAGCUGUUCGGCUUCCUUCCCUCUGAAUGUGCUGUUUCAGAUGUUAUUUCAGUGGAAGCGGACGUUCUUCAAGCUGCCGGGACAUCUGGUGGUGUUCCGCCCUGCCGUGCUUGGGGGGAAUGCUGGGGAGGUUUUGCUUUCGCAGCCUCUGGAGACAAAGAUUCUUGUUUAUGCGUCCUGAUACGCAUCAAUGCCACUCAGCCUACACUUCUGAAAAGAAAGGCCAUGCUGUGGGCAGAGCUCUUGUAUGCACACCCUCAGAAAAAUUCUAAAUACUUGUGAAAAUAUUUAAGUUUUGUUGCUCUAUAGUGAAUUGUGACAGUGUUGGUAAACCACUAAACUGUUCUCACCCCCGAUACCAUUACAAUUCCUAUUCAAGCACACCUUUUUUAUUUUGGCUCAGCUGCCCUGGGUAUAAAGUUGGCUGUGGUUACUUUUUCCACACCAACUAGAGCUGGAAAAACAAAUAAAUGCACUCAGCUUGUAGACACUUCAUUUACAGUAUUCAUAACUCACACAGUUGGAGGUUCCCAGAACAGCUGAUUCACACACUCACAACCGACGCGGCAGAGUCACUCCAGCACGCGCUGAUGUCAAUGCCAGUUUGGUAUGCGACAGAGCGCACCGAGGGCAGGGGAGGAGCCUUUAAACAAGGGUGGGUUUGCUUUUCAUUACAUAUAUAUAGAUACACACACACAUAUAAUGUCAGAGCAGAAUGAAGAGAAAGGAUAGACUGACUCCUAAUUAAACUACACUACCAGGAAUUGCUUUAUGAUUUAUUUUCUUACUACAAGCUUUGUUAUAUAUGUAAUUAUUCCAUCAAUUUGUAUUCUCUGAACUAUUGGCAGUGGAGGCUGUACUGUGCUGAGGGAGAAAUCACAGAGUUUAGUUCAGUUUACAUCUGCAAAUUGCUGUGCAAUAAGGGGGGGUGUUACCCUUUAUUUUUCCUGAAGAGCCUAGUACCUGCUUUCAAACUGCACUGCAGUACCUCAACUAUUCUUUCAGUACCACCACUAUUUUUUGGCUUUUCAGUCCUGUUAGAAACAGUUGUGAGUCAUAAGACUACACUAGUGUUAAAACCAAAUCAUAGCGAAAGAAGAAAUGUAUUCCAGCCCACCGCACAUGUGGGAACCUUCCCAAAUGUCCCAGCCUCUACUUCUAACUUCGGUGCGUUCUUCAGCGUUCUGAAAGCAGGGGUAGCAUGGAAAAUAACACAUCAUAAACGCACGACACUGGUGGAAGGUUGAGUUUUCUUCCCUACACUAUUAGCUGAAGAACCAAGUGCUCUGCUUAGAUCGCGGAAUCUGCGGAGCGCCUUGCACCGACACACAGCCUCUUGCAACGGCCCAGAUGGACUGCGGCACCUUGUAUGGAACAACGAUGGAGGACAGCGACUGACUACAUGCAACAGUUUGUGUCAUAAAACAAUUCAGCAAGACAACUUAAGAGCUACCAGUUCGAAGUUUCCACUUAACCUGCGCUACUUUGCUUUUGUGCUGGGAAAUGUGUAAAUGUAAUACCAACACAACAGUGUGCUGUUUUGCUAAUACAGCUGGGGUAUUUUAGCACA
This is a messenger RNA of Grus americana (Whooping crane), 5450 nucleotides long. It is a transcript of the gene ITGB3BP, whose product is annotated as integrin subunit beta 3 binding protein. The transcript is spliced from 9 exons. The coding region runs from base 82 to 648 and encodes 188 amino acids. Gene Ontology annotation, cellular component: nucleoplasm. The record is from RefSeq and is a predicted model, not a curated record. NCBI's taxonomy places the organism in Eukaryota, Metazoa, Chordata, Aves, Gruiformes, Gruidae. Gene Ontology annotation, biological process: regulation of DNA-templated transcription; CENP-A containing chromatin assembly.